This is a messenger RNA of Lolium rigidum, 1225 nucleotides long. RefSeq names its product 50S ribosomal protein L4, chloroplastic-like. NCBI's taxonomy places the organism in Eukaryota, Viridiplantae, Streptophyta, Magnoliopsida, Poales, Poaceae. Gene Ontology annotation, biological process: translation. Gene Ontology annotation, cellular component: ribosome. The record is from RefSeq and is a predicted model, not a curated record. The transcript is spliced from 2 exons. Gene Ontology annotation, molecular function: structural constituent of ribosome. Bases 56 to 988 code for a protein of 310 amino acids.
GUCCGCCCCCCCAGCGCAGCGCAGCUCACCGCACGCCUCCGUCGCCGCCGCCGCAAUGCCGGUCUCCUCCAUGGCCUCGUCGCUCCUCCUCUCCCUCUCCGCCUCUUCCUCCUCCUUCCUCGCCUCCUCCUCGCUCUCCUUCCUCCCCGCCUCCUCCUCCCCGCACGCCUCCGCCAGGGGGAGCAGGCCAUCCGCCUCCAUCCUCCGCGCGCUGCGCGCCGAGGCCACCACCCUCCCGGUGAUCUCCUUCACCGGCGAGAAGGUCGGCGAGGUCUCGCUCGACAUCAAGUCGGCGUCGCCCGCCACCGCGCGCGCCGUCGUGCACCGCGGCCUCAUCACCGACCGACAGAACGCGCGCCGGGGCACGGCCUCCACGCUCACCCGCGGCGAGGUCAGGGGCGGCGGGAGGAAGCCCUACGGCCAGAAGAAGACCGGGAAGGCGCGGCGCGGGUCCACGCGCACCCCGCUCCGCCCCGGCGGCGGCGUCAUCUUCGGGCCCAAGCCCCGGGACUGGUCCAUCAAGAUCAACCGCAAGGAGAAGCGCCUCGCCAUCUCCACCGCGCUCGCCAGCGCCGCCGUCGCCAACGACUCCUUCGUCGUGCAGGAGUUCGACGAGGAGUUCGCCACGGGGCCGCGGACCAGGGACUUCGUGGCCGCCCUGCAGCGCUGGGGGCUCGACCCCAGGGAGAAGGCCAUGUUCCUCUCCACGGAGCUUGAUACCAAUGUGCGCCUUAGCGGCAGGAACAUUGGUACCCUCAAGAUGCUCACCCCCAGGACGCUCAACCUUUACGACAUCCUCGACGCACGCAAGCACUUCUUCACCCCCUCUGCCAUUGACUACCUCAACUCCAGGUACGGUACCACGGUGUUUGAUGAAUAUGAGGGCGACACCGAUGGCGAGGAUGACGGUGAAGAGGAAGCCGUCGAGGAGCAAGAGGAAGAAGGAAUCACAGAGGAGGCUGCCCAAGAUGAGACUGAAGACGCCUAGGCAGACAGUAAUUCCUAGGUGAUUGUUAUGGCGGUCCUUGUUUGUUGGUUUGGGAAUUGCCUCUCCAAUGAAUAAGCCUUUUUGGUUUUCCAUUGUUGUAAGUUCACUAUGCAUGUUUCUCACUGAUGCAGUAUAUUAGAUUCUCAAAGUUCACGUAUAUUUUCAGAUUCACUGUCGAAUUUCAGUUGCCGCUUACAUUAUUUGCAAUUCUAUAGAGUUUCACAUCCAUAUUUCCAA